AUGGGAUUGUUUCAUGAUGCAGGUCUUCUUCUUCUUCUUCUUCUUCUUCUUCUUCUUCUUUUUUCAGAUGCCUCAGUUAGUACAUCAUCAUCUGUUGCAGUUGCACCAGUAAUUAAUUAUAACUCAUCAAUAGCAAAGCCGGGUUGCACCGAUCGAUGUGGGAAUGUGAACAUCCCAUUUCCUUUCGGCACAACAGAGGACUGUUACCACAGCUAUAGUUUCUUCAUCACUUGCAACCAAACUUCCCUUCCCCCAAAACCAUACUUGCAGAACUCCACCAUUGAAAUUACUAAUAUUACACUCGAUGGCCAGCUCACAGUCUUGCAGUUCAUAGCACACGACUGCUACUAUCCAAAUCAUACUAGAUCUUCAACCAACGAUCCUUCUAUAUACCUCCCCAUUUCCCUUACAGUUAACAACACAGCCAAUAAGUUCACUAUCGUCGGCUGCGACACUUAUGGUUUCGUCUCCGGCCGCCGACUUAACCGGAAUUACCAGACCGGGUGCACUGCCAUGUGCUAUGCCAAAGAUGAUCUGAUCCAAGGUGCCUGCACAGGGUUAGGCUGCUGCCAGACAUCUAUUCCUAAACAAGUUUGGAGAGUGGAGUUAGCUUUGAAGAGCUACAACAAUUACAGUGAGGUUUCGGAUUUCAAUAAUUGCAGCUACGGUUUUCUAGUGGAGGAGACUGCUUUCACCUUUUCUCCGGAGAAUCUGACCAACUUGAAGAGUGUAGUAAGUCUUCCCAUGGUGGUUGAUUGGGCCAUUGGAAAUGGGACUUGUGAGGAUGCCCAGAUGAAUUCUUCUACCUAUGCUUGCAAAAGUGUGAAUUCCAAUUGUUACAAGCCCGACAAUGGUUACGGGUAUCGUUGUUUUUGCCAUGACGGUUAUCAUGGAAAUCCCUACCUAUUUGAUGGUUGUAAAGAUAUAGACGAAUGCGGAAAUUCGUAUCUCAACACCUGCGAAAAGGGAUGUAUGAACACACUAGGUGGUUUUAAAUGUGUUUGCCCUAAAGGGUACCGUGGAGAUGGGAUAAAAGGGGCACAAGGUUGUAUUCGUGGCGAAUCACUUUUAUUUAAGCUUGUAUCAGGAAUUGCUUUAGGAGUGAUAGUUGUGAUAUUGGGUGCUUGUUGGUUGCACUUGGAACUGAAGAGAAGAAGGCUGAUUAAGAUGAAACAAAAGUUCUUUCUCCAAAAUGGAGGCAUGCUCCUGCAAGAAAAACUCGCUUCUACAAGAAAUAUUGGAUCAUCAUCAUCAUCUGAUCAUACUGCAAGAAUAUUCAGCGAAUCGGAGCUGGAAAAGGCCACCAACAACUUCCACACCAGUAUGAUCGUCGGUCAAGGAGGCUACGGCACUGUAUACAAAGGCUUCUUAUCAAACAACAGAGUAGUCGCCAUCAAAAAGUCGAAACAAGUUGAUCCAAACCAAAUCGAGCAAUUCAUCAAUGAAAUGACAGUUCUAUCCCAAAUCAACCACAGGAAUGUAGUGAAACUCAUAGGCUGCUGUCUGGAGACACAAGUACCUCUGCUGGUGUACGAGUUCAUAAGCAACGGCACAUUGUUCGAACACGUGCACAACAAGGCGAAAGCCCGUGGUCUUUCUUGGGACGUGCGUUUGAGAAUAGCUGCAGAAACUGCGGGGGUGCUUGCGUAUCUACACUCGUCUGCGUCAACUCCAAUCAUACACAGAGAUGUGAAGUCGGCUAAUAUUCUAUUAGACCAUAAGUUGACAGCAAAAGUGUCGGAUUUUGGAGCAUCGAGAUUGGUACCUUUGGAUGAAAAGCAACUAUCUACAAUGGUGCAGGGGACAUUUGGAUAUUUGGAUCCAGAGUACAUGCAAACGAAUCAACUGACGGAGAAGAGCGAUGUGUACAGCUUUGGAGUAGUGCUUGUGGAGCUGCUAACAGGAAAGAAGGCGUUGAGCUAUGAUAGGGCUGAGGAGGAUAGAAGUUUAGCGAAUUAUUUCCUAUCUGUGAUGAAAGGGCAGAAGAAAGAGAGUUUGUUUGAAAUUAUUGUUGUGGGGAGAGAUGUAGAUGAGGGAAAUGCGAUGAGAGUAGGAGUGCUUGCGAAAAGGUGUUUGAAUGUUAGAGGAGAAGAUAGGCCGACGAUGAAACAAGUGGCAAUGGAGCUUGAGGGAAUAUUAUCAUUUAACAUCAUCAGUACAACAGUCAUCGGUAAAUAAUGAUGGAGAUGAUCAAGGAUGGUGUGGUUAAUGGUGGUGCUGAUCAGGGA
Molecule: messenger RNA, 2228 nt
Organism: Erythranthe guttata (spotted monkey flower)
Lineage: Eukaryota; Viridiplantae; Streptophyta; Magnoliopsida; Lamiales; Phrymaceae
Source: RefSeq, a predicted model, not a curated record